AUGGCUGAGGAUGCGGUGGAUCGGCAGCUGGCGCUGGUGGUGGAGAUCGAGGAGGCGGGGCGCGCCGCCAAGGUGCAGCUCGAGAACUGCCUGCUGCUCAGCGACCGCCUCGGCAUCCUCCGCCCGUUGCUCAAGGACAUGCGGCCGUGGUUGGCGGCGGUGCAGAUGGGUCGGCAGCAGGUCGCCAUCGACGCCAUCCUGCUGCGCCUCGAGAGGUGCGCUCGCCUGCCGUCCCUUGGUGGUUUCUAUUAA
Closterium sp. Yama58-4 is the source of this 252-nucleotide messenger RNA. The record is from the annotation of a GenBank genome assembly. NCBI's taxonomy places the organism in Eukaryota, Viridiplantae, Streptophyta, Zygnematophyceae, Desmidiales, Closteriaceae.